Messenger RNA from Schistocerca serialis cubense, 1563 nucleotides. RefSeq names its product aminoacylase-1-like. The transcript is spliced from 8 exons. Gene Ontology annotation, cellular component: cytoplasm. The coding region runs from base 1 to 1203 and encodes 400 amino acids. Gene Ontology annotation, molecular function: aminoacylase activity. The record is from RefSeq and is a predicted model, not a curated record. Gene Ontology annotation, biological process: amino acid metabolic process. NCBI's taxonomy places the organism in Eukaryota, Metazoa, Arthropoda, Insecta, Orthoptera, Acrididae.
AUGGACCACAAGCAGUUAGAUGACCUCGCCAUCGAAAACUUCAGGCAGUACCUCCGGAUCAAAAGCGUUCAUCCUAAUCCGGACUACGCAUCGUGUGUGUCCUUCUUCCGGACUCAGGCGGAAUCCACGGACCUGGAAUUCUUCGUUCACGAGUUCGUGCGCGGGAAGCCGGUGAUAGUGAUGAAAUGGGACGGAACGGACCCCCAGCUGCCUGCGGUGAUGCUCAACUCGCACAUGGACGUGGUGCCCGCCAGCAAGGACGAUUGGACGCACGACCCGUUUGGUGCCGACAUGGACGAGGAGGGGAGGAUCUUCGCAAGAGGAGCCCAGGACACCAAGCAGCUGGCCAUCAUGGCCGUGGAGGCGGUUCGCCGUCUGAAGAUGCGGGGUGUCAAGCUGCGCAGAAACGUUCUCAUCACCGUGAUGCCAGAUGAGGAAAUAGGAGGCGCAGAUGGCAUGGAGAAAUUCGUGCAGUCUGAAGACUUCCAUAAGCUGAACGUUGGCUUCGAACUGGACGAGGGUCCAGUUUCGCCUGAGGAGGAAUACGCCGUUACCAAUGGCGAAAGGAGCUCAUGGAAAGUCAAAGUGCGCUGCCGAGGAUUCACUGGACAUGGCUCCAUCCCCGUGCCUGGAACUCCUGGAGAAAAACUGCGGAUCGUCCUGGAUCGCUUCAUGGACUUCCGCCAAGAAGAGCUGGACAAACUACAGCAAGAUCCCAACCUAUGGAUGGCCGACAUCACCAGCACGAAUCUCACCAUAGUCGAGGGAGGGUCUGCACUGAACGUAAUCCCACCCGAGAUGUCUGCAGUGUUCGACUUGCGCAUCAAUCCACUGAUGGACUUCGACAAGCUGGAGGAGAAGAUCUGGCAAUGGUGCUCAGAUGCUGGAGAAGGAGUUGAGCUCGAGUUUUUGGCAAAGCAAGAUAAGGUACCAACCACUCUUAUCGGCGCAGACAACAAGUGGUGGACAGCCUUCCAGAAAGCUACCGAAAAACUGGAAAUGAAGAUAAAGCCAUUGAUUCUUCCAGCAACCUCUGACGCCCGCUUCAUAAGGAGGGCUGGAAUUCCUGCGCUGGGAUUCAUGCCGAUAAACAACACUCCACUACUUCCGCACGGGAUAGACGAGUACAUUACAGCGGCCUCCCUGCUGCGUGGCAUCGACAUCUUCCAGGGUGUGCUCCAGGAGGUCGCCAACGUCCUGUAGAGGUCUCCAGGGGCAGACACUUACCCACUUAGCUGGGCACCGCUCGUGGUUGAAACCACCAACCCUUCUGUACCCAUAUUCGAUUAAGACAUUAUGGGCAACAUUCACACUAUACACAGCAUUUAAUUUCACAAAGUAACAGCCAAAAACUUUAGGACUUCUUCGAAGUCACCAAGCACAGACAUCACAUUUCACAGAAGAGCUUUUGUAAGGUUCGCCUAUGACAAACCACAAAUAAACGUUGGAAUACACAGUAUAUAACUGAAGACACACCUCUGGUGUGGAAAAUAGAAACUGUUCAGAGAACAAAAAUACCUUGUUCUUUUACUGGGGUGAAAUAAAUCAACUUUAUGUGUAUUA